AGAGAGAGAGAGAGAGUCUGUGAAAGGCGGGGGCUGGGGGGGCGACGCAUCAUUGCAGUACUGAGAAGAAAGUCCUGCGCUAGUCCAAAAGCCCCACACGCACACACGCAUCCAGAAGAGGAAGAAGAAGAAGAGGAGGAAAAGAAAACGGCCGUGGCGUUAACGACCUGAAACCUCGGAAGCCUUUUAUGUUGACUCCGCAGCAUCUUUCAUCCUCUUUCAAGGAAACGUGUGUUGCCUCCGGACUGUGUGUGUGUGUGUGUGCUGGCAGGACUCGGUUGACACUCGGUUGUGGGUGAAUUAUAGUUGCUCGUAAUGCGCCACUCGGGCUGAUGCUCUCGCUGCAGCAGUGAGCUCUCCUCUCUGUUCCUCUCUGUUCCUCUCGGUUCCUUUCUGUUCCUCUCAGUUCCUCUACUCUCCCUAAUCUCUGCGGGGGUCCUCGCGCACCGUCCCAUCAGAGCUCUCUCCAGUGUUCAUAGGGACUUUUAAUCCUCGUGUCAUCCUCGUUUCUACUUUGCUGUUACCUUGGUGAUUCAAAACCCUCCAUUUUAAUUUAUCUUUACCCUCCUCCUCUUCCUGGUCUUCACCAAGCCAAGGCGCUGCAGAGAGCAUGUCCGCUCCAGCUCCAGAUGCUGCAGCUCCUGCAGGAGCUCCCGGGGCUCCUGGGGCAGAAGGAGCACCAGGAGUAGGCCCUCCUCCCCCUCCUCCCAACACCAGCAGCAACCGUCGACUACAGCAGACACAGGCGCAGGUGGAAGAGGUUGUUGAUAUUAUGCGUGUGAAUGUGGAUAAAGUCUUGGAGCGGGACCAGAAACUGUCUGAGCUGGAUGACAGGGCUGAUGCACUGCAGGCUGGAGCCUCUCAGUUUGAGAGCUGUGCUGCUAAGCUGAAGAACAAGUACUGGUGGAAAAACUGUAAGAUGAUGAUUAUGAUGGGCAUUAUUGGAGUCAUAGUCGUCGGAAUAAUCUUCUUGUAUUUCUUCUCAUGAGCUCACCUGAUCAUAAGGUGACAGAGAUAAGAAAACCAGUUAAAGGAGGGAAAAGAACAACAAAGUAUUGUGAAAAGCCCACUCAUGAAGGCCAUGCAUUUUGCUGCACCCUCUCUCCUUUUAUUAUUAAGACCUCUCAUUCCAUCAAACUGAUACUUUUCAGUGUCGCAGUAGCCAUCAGAUUUACAAGCUUCCUGUUCUCCCAUAAUCUGCUAUGCUGUUCAUUGACUGACAUCUCAUAUACACACACACACACACACACACACACACACACACACACACACACACACACACAUGCACGGUGAGUGUUUCAGGGAUUAGUCCGAUCAAAGGUGGGAUGCUUGAGCCUCUGUUGCUGACAGUGUACCAGUGAAUGUAAAUGAAAUUGCAUAAAAUGAGUGACAGGGUAAUUAAAGACUAGGAAGUCAUGAGCCUGUUUCUACCUGUAAUGCCAACGUACCCGCUGCUGAAUUUCUAAAGCCUUUGGGAAUUAAUUAACUAAUUUUAGCAUAUAUAACACACGCUGCUCUUUUCCAACUGUCAUAACCAUUUUUACUAUAACCCCAUCUGCUUGUAUCUAUUAGUGUCAACUGGAGAAAAAUACUUUUUAUUGUGUAUGUGUAAUUGUCAUUGAAAGCAUUGCUAAUAGAAACUUUUUUUGAGAUAUAUAGAUGCUGUUAGAAAUAUAAUUUGUCUGCUUCAUUAGGAAUAAGGAGGCAGAUGACAAUAUAAGGAAAACAUAAAGGCAGAGGGGAACACAGGUAUGACGGUGAACAGCUGGGGAAGAUUUAUUUUGUUGGUUUGGGAAAAAUCAUAUAUGCACACACACACACACACACACACACACACACACACACACACACACACACACACA
This is a messenger RNA of Silurus meridionalis, 1862 nucleotides long. RefSeq names its product vesicle associated membrane protein 1b (gene vamp1b). Gene Ontology annotation, molecular function: SNAP receptor activity; syntaxin binding. The coding region runs from base 611 to 988 and encodes 125 amino acids. Gene Ontology annotation, cellular component: SNARE complex; plasma membrane. Lineage: Eukaryota; Metazoa; Chordata; Actinopteri; Siluriformes; Siluridae. The transcript is spliced from 5 exons. The record is from RefSeq and is a predicted model, not a curated record. Gene Ontology annotation, biological process: vesicle-mediated transport; vesicle fusion; SNARE complex assembly.